AUGACAGUGCAAAAUGCUCCCGGCUGGACCACUCAGCCUAAUCCAUACCCUCAAGCUCGCCGUGACGAUCAGGCUUCCUUGACGUACAAGUCGGCCGCCAACGGUUCUGUCACCGUCCCCGAGCCAUACAUCUGGCUCGAGCAGCCUCCCUCGCAGUCGCAAGAGACCAAGGACUGGGUUCAUGCACAGGCAAAGCUCACCCAGAGCUACCUAGACGGCUGUCAGCCUGAUCUCGACAUCCUCAAGUCUCGCAUAGAAAAGAAUUUUGACUUUGCUCGCUUCUCCUGCCCUUCUCUCAAGGGCAAUGGCAAAUACUACUAUAGCUUCAACUCGGGUCUCUCGCCGCAGUCCCUCAUUUACUCGGCCACUAAACAGCAAGUUGACGCAAAUGCAGGCAAAAAUCAACGCGACCCCAUCGGCGAAAUCUUCUUUGACUCGAAUCUACUCAGUGCUGAUGGCACUGUAGCGCUCAGCUUCACCACUUUUUCGCACUCGGGCAAAUACCUUGCCUACGGCAUCAGCAAGAGCGGAAGUGACUGGGUCGAGAUUUUCAUAAGGGAGACAUCCAAGCCAUUCAAGCUCGACGAUGCUCACUACAACUCCAACGGCACCAUCAAGCUCUCCAAGGACGAGCUGGCCAAAUUCGUCGAUGCGACGGGAGGCAAGGAGCGUCUCAAUGACAGGCUAGAACACGUCAAGUUCUCAGGAGCUGCCUUUACGCAUGACGAUAAAGGUCUCUUUUACCAGACGUACCCCUCCGCCUCAGUAUCGGACAAGGGUACAGAAACCGAUGCCAACAAGGACGCCCAGCUCUGGUACCACCGUAUCGGCACUGACCAGUCGGAAGACGUGUUGGUGGUCAGCAAGGAUAUCAAGGUGCCCGAGUCCAUGUGGAGCACCAACGUUUCGCACGACGGCAAUUUUCUCAUGCUCUACAACAGCAAGGAUACCGACUCCAAGGAGCGUGUCUACGUGUUGCCAUUGCAGGACCACGGCUUCUCUGCUUCGAAACAACUCAAAUGGAUACCGCUGGCGCUCUCGUUCAAGUAUGUGCUCAACUACGUGACCAACAAGGGCAACCGCUUUUACUUUAUGACCAACAAGGAUGCGCCCAACUACCGGCUCGUCUCCGUGGACCUGGAUCCAGCCAAGCAAGCGCAGCCGACUGACAACGUGUGGGAGCUCACCGGACAAGACGUCGAGCUGACCGACGUGAUCGCCGAGGAAAAAGAAGCGCUGCUGUCGUCGGUGCAAGUGAUCGACAACAACAAGCUGCUCGUCGUCUACUCGCGCGAUGUCAAGGACGAGCUGUACCAGUAUGAGCUCGAGUCGGGCAAGCGCGUCGAGAGGUUGCUACCGCAUCUGGUGGGUACAAUCGAGCAAAUUGCUGCGCGACACACGGAUGAUCAUGCAUUUGUCAAGUUUGGCUCGUUUGUCAACCCGGGUCAAGUAGUGCGUUUGGACUGGCAGACCAACUCGGAGCCAAAUGCAACCAAAGUGAAGAAGGUCGCAUACUACGAUACGCAAGUCGACGGCAUCAAGGCAGACGACUUUGUGUCGGAGCAAGUGUUUAUCAAGUCCAAAGACGGUACGCGCGUGCCCAUGUUUGUGACCCACCCCAAGACAGUUACGAAGGACGGAAGCGCUCCGGCGAUCCUGUACUUCUACGGAGGCUUCAACAUCUCAAUCACGCCCGUGUUUUCGCCAUCCAUGAUGUCGUGGAUCUCGUCAUACAACGGUGUGUUGGCGUUUGUCAACUGUCGCGGCGGUGGCGAGUACGGUGACAAGUGGCACGAAGCUGGGACACUGCUGAACAAGCAGAAUGUCUUUGACGAUGCGUUGUCUGCCGCCAAGUUUCUGCACGAGAGCGGAUACGCGGCCAAGGGAAAGAUCAUUCUGUCUGGCGGAUCUAACGGUGGACUCGGUGUGGCAGCUUGCAUCAACCAGCAGCUGCCCGAACACGGUAUUGGCGCCGGCAUCGCUGAUGUCGGUGUGAUGGAUAUGCUCAAAUUUCACACAUGGACCAUCGGCAAAGCUUGGACUGCCGACUACGGUAACCCGUCCGAAGACCCGCACAUCUUCGACUACGUCUACAAGUACUCGCCACUACACAACGUCGAUUCCAACAAGGUGUAUCCCACCACGGUACUCGCAUGUGCCGACCACGAUGACAGAGUCGUCCCCGCGCAUUCGUUCAAGUUGAUCGCCGAAAUGCAGCACAAGCUCGCCACAAACCCGAAUCCAUUGCUGCUCAGAGUCGAGAUCGAUGCCGGUCACGGUGCCGGAAAGAGCACGCAAAAGAGGAUCCAGGAGGCUGCCGAAAAGUAUGCCAUCGUCGGCAGAGCGUUGCGUCUCAAGAUCACCGACGACGCCGCCAGUAGGCUCUAG
Molecule: messenger RNA, 2388 nt
Organism: Mycosarcoma maydis (corn smut)
Lineage: Eukaryota; Fungi; Basidiomycota; Ustilaginomycetes; Ustilaginales
Exons: 1
Coding region: 1-2388 (795 amino acids)
Biological process (GO): proteolysis
Cellular component (GO): cytosol
Molecular function (GO): serine-type endopeptidase activity; oligopeptidase activity
Source: RefSeq, a predicted model, not a curated record